Messenger RNA from Pyricularia oryzae 70-15, 2753 nucleotides. RefSeq names its product actin-like protein arp-6. Gene Ontology annotation, cellular component: Swr1 complex. The coding region runs from base 153 to 1589 and encodes 478 amino acids. Lineage: Eukaryota; Fungi; Ascomycota; Sordariomycetes; Magnaporthales; Pyriculariaceae. Gene Ontology annotation, molecular function: nucleosome binding. The transcript has 2 exons. The record is from RefSeq and is a predicted model, not a curated record.
CCAAGCUCUUUCCCUGUCAGGGUCCAGGUUUUCAAAUUUCCCCAAAACUCCAAAUGCUCCGCAUGCGAAGAUGUCCACCAAACAGGCACGCCGCACGCUGGCAAGCUGCACGACAUGAUUCAAACUCUCCUUGCCUUUGAACGAUAUUCGCCAUGGCUGGCGGACGCAAAUCCAAAGCAGCGGUGAUCGCCUCACCGCGCCAGACUCUGAUCCUCGACAACGGCGCACAUACGAUCAAGGCGGGGCUGAUCCCAACCGAAGAGUCGCCCGAUGCUACCGAUGACGGCGACGACAAUAAACCCGAUACGGCAGCGUCAUCGGGCGGCAGCAAGCCCAAUAUCUUGAGGAUACCGAAUUGCAUCGCCCGAGAUCGUAACCGCAAAACAUACGUCGGCUCGGAGCUGAGCAAGUGCAAGGACUUUGGCGAGAUCGCUUUCCGUCGCCCGGUCGAGAAGGGCUACAUCGUCAAUUGGGAGGCGCAAAGGGAGAUCUGGGACCGCGAGCUUUUCGACAAGAAGACUGCCUCCCAGCUAUGCGAUCCUUCCGAGACGAGGCUGAUACUUGCCGAGCAGCCGGGUGCUCUGCCUGCGUUGCAAGCAAACUGCGACCAAAUGGUGUUUGAGGAGUUUGGCUUUGCUAGCUACUAUCGCGGAAUCGGCCCCGCUUUCAAUGCAUACCACGAUAUCCAAAGCAUCUUCCACACCCCAUCAGAAGCAAAUGCAGUCAAGCAGGUCCCCGCAGAGGUCAUGCUACUGAUCGACUCUGGAUACUCGUGCACCACAGUGACGCCCCUGCUCCGCGGCCGGCCAUUGCACUCGGCUGUGCGCCGACUCAACGUUGGCGGAAAGUUCCUGACCAACUAUUUGACGCGUCUGCUGUCGCUCCGACAUUACGACAUGCGCAAUGAUACGUACAUUGUCAACGAGAUGAAGGAGAAGGCGUGUCACGUGUCUCUGGAUUUCAAAUCAGAUCUCGAGAAGACCUGGAAAGGUACAAGAGGGGAAAGGAGAGAGACGUACUUGACGGGGGCUGGGAUAGCAAAGGACUACGUCCUGCCAGACUUCCACUCGCGCUCAGAGGGCAUAGUCCGUGACUAUGAUCCGCAACGCGCCGCGGGUCGGGCGAAGCGAAUGGCCGCAGCUGCGCAAGACCCGGACGCAUUUGCAGACGAAGAUGUGUUGACGCUGAGGAACGAGCGGUUCGUCGUCCCAGAGCUACUCUUCAACCCGUCCGAUACGGGACUUCGACAGCCUGGCCUGGCUGAGUUGGUGAUGCAAUCACUGUCAGAGCUUCCUAUUGGGCUUUGGCCAGGCCUUUUGGCCAACAUCGUUGUUGUGGGCGGCAAUGCUCUGUUUGACGGGUUUAUCCAGCGGCUGCAAAAGGAAGUCGUACAGCUGGUCCCGGAUGAGUGCAUCGUCCGCGUUGCUAGGCCAUUUGACCCCAUCACGAGUACGUGGGAGGGUGCGGCCAACUUUGCACGACAUGAGCAUGCCGAAAAGCUCGCAGUCACUAAACAGGAGUACGAGGAGUACGGGAGCCAAUGGGUUGCGAGGAAAUUCGCCCUUGGUCUAGGUGCCGACGACAUCUAGCAUACCAGCUGCACACGUAAUAUCCUUGAUGCAUCUAAUUUUCAUUCACGCAUUUCAUUGGUGCGGCCGUCUAAUUCUGGUCCUAGACAUCAAAAAGGGGACAGCACAUGGCAUAUUUGAUCAUUAUUGUCAUUACUAUCGGUUCCCGUCGUACAUAUGCGGUCAACCCCUAUCAUAGAUAACUGGACAAGCCACCAGCAAUCCGGCACAUUCUGUUUCCCUGUUUACGGGCCCUCGAUAGCCUGCCUUCUGCGUGGUGAGCCCUGCUCGCAUCAUCCCGUCAACUGACGCAGCCUGUAUUUGAUUCAAUGUCUUGCUUUCAGAACCCUUCCUUAGUGCGAAGAAGUCGGGGCCGGAUCCCUCAACUCUGCCGACUUGGGCAAAGAAUUCUUUUUGGACAUUUUCGCGGCUCCCCUUCGCCCACUCGUAUCCGAUGUUGGCUCUUCGUCGCGUCGCAAAACUUUUGUCAUUGUGUUGCUCUGGCUGGCGAGGUACCAGGGCCUGUCCUCAGCUUCAGUGCGUAUGCAGGCAGUGAUUGGGCGCCUCAUGCCUCCAUUGUCUUGCUUGUCGCAAUCGAUUUUUGAUGAUUUUCGCCCCUUUGCCAUGCCUCUGAACUGGAGGAUGUCUUGGGACAGGAGCUGGUUGAUAGGUUGUUCUGCGCUGAGUGUAUGUGCAGCUCCUAGGGAGGCCACAACGACCAAGUUGGCUACGACUGUGUGGAAAUGCAUGGUGUCUGGGUGUGCCAAGACUGUUGUUUGAUCUGGGCAAACUGUUUGUGGGGAUUUGUAUUUGUGAACAAAGACUGUGGCAGAUUUAUGUCUUUUGUCGUCCGUAUGAUUUGCUUUGGAAUGACUUGUUGAUGUGGUUUGAGUUAUUGCCAAUAUUCGCCAAGAGAUCAGACAAAUACCCUCAGCCUUAUAUGUAUACGAUAGAUCUUCUACCUGUACGCAUCGUCACAUACAAUACGCGUAGAUCCGUGGGCACUCGGAGAAACGAUCAGGAACGAUCCCUCCUGAGACCUGAAACACCCCCUCGACAAAACCACUUUUUUGGUUAUUUAGUAAACAAGCGCAUGAAGGUGAAUCCACUCGAGAAAUCUUCCGCCGCGUCAUUUUCUGUGCUUCGGAAACCUUUUUACCUUUUUUCACCCUCUUUACGACGCUG